Molecule: messenger RNA, 1512 nt
Organism: Anopheles cruzii
Lineage: Eukaryota; Metazoa; Arthropoda; Insecta; Diptera; Culicidae
Exons: 1
Source: RefSeq, a predicted model, not a curated record
CGUACUGUGUAGCGCUGUAUGAGCAGCAACAGCGGCGAAAUCAAUCACCAUCACUACCAGUGCCACCGCCACCGCCGCUACCACCACCACCGUUGCCUUCUCAACAAUCGCCACUGAACCGUCCCCAACUACCACCGCCGUCGUCGUCCUCCGUCCACUACCAGUCGACUGUGGUGCAGUCGCAAUAUUAUCCAAACCACCACUACACCUACAAUCUUCACCAAAACAUCACAUCGAUGGCCGAAGAUGAUGGUGGUGGCGAUAAUGGAAAGGAGAUGGUGGCGUCGUCGUCGGUAUCGAGCGUUACAAAAGCGCCCGGAUCAUUGCGUGCCUUAUUUACAAAGAUUUUCCGAAAGCCGUCCUCGUCGGCGAAGAAAAAUUCGGCCGUCGGAGGAGUAGCAGGUGCUGACAUGACGCAGGAGAACAUCUACGAGGACAUAUCGGGACUGCUAAAAGCAGCCAGUGGUAGUGGUAGUGCCAGGGUUAGACAGCAGCUUGCUCUUCGGGACACCGCCCAGUCUCCUACCGUGUGUGGUGCGGCGAGUCCGGUCGGCGUUGUGGCCAUUAACAGCCGGAACAGCAGCCCCAUCGCCCACAGCCCGCCUGCUGCUGCAGCAGGUCCCAGUGCUGCACUGUCCGGUGGUAGUUGCACUCGUAGGCUUCGCACCGAAAACAAGGACGAUGAUGAUGAUGACGACGAUGAAGAUGACGAGGAAGGUGGCUUUACUCUCGCCACAGAGUGGAACUGGGUGGCGAAGCAGCACGACCGCGUGAUGAGAGAGUUGAACCUCUCGGUCGAGCGACUGAUAAUGCCCUCGCAGUACGAGCAGCAAAUCGAUAAGAAGAGGGGAAGUAAGGACGACUACGGUGCGUUGGGACACAUGUCCGUGGCCUAUCGGUCGGCGGAUGCUUCUAUGUGCAACCCGUACGCAAUAGAAGAGAUUCCCCUCUCCUAUCGCUGCUGGAAGCCCGUCGAAGGCAGGGGUUCCGCGAUGAUAGCUGCGGGGCUACCACCACCACCACAGCAAUCGCCAACACCUUCGCUGCCAUCGUUGCCAUCGUUGCCAGCGUUGCCAGCGUUGCCAGCGUUGCCGGCGGCGGCAGAGCGUCAUUCGCCGACGGUAUCGUACGGAAAGUCGUACGGUGACGUGGACAGUGGUAUCAGCAGCAGCAGCACCAGUGGCACCAGCUAUACGAGCAACAUCCACUAUCGAAGCCCAAAUUACCCGCAGCAGCAACAACAACAACAAGGGUUAGUCGGAGGCGUUGGCGGCGGAUUGGAAGCGUCCUUCGACACUUAUCCCCUCAUACCGCAACGACCACCAUCGUCGUCGUCGUUGUCGUUGUCGUCGGUAUCCCGCAAGCCAUCUCUUUCCGGUCCUCGCUGGCCGUAUAACAGCAGCGGCGGCACGAUAAUAAGUACACGACGUAAUUUAAGACAAACUGGCGGCGGCGUCGGCGGAGUGAAAGCGGAGAGUGGCCCCGAGAGAGGCUUCAGUGAGAACGGCGGCG